GAGCAAUUCCGACAAACCUGUCUGUUGCCCCCGACCGCUUCCUUUAUCAUGGACUUCUGCAAGGGUCUUUCCGGUAAAAUCCUGACAUUUGACGAGCAAUGCCAACUUUUCUUUGGCGCAACUAGCUCACGAUGUACUCUUCCGAAUGUUCAAGAUUCCGUCACCGAAGCCCAUCUUGCAAAGGGAUACGUUGUCGAUUGCUACAAAAACGCAUUCCAACAACCGUUCUACUGCACAGUCCCGAAUAGUGCCCAGUGUGAUCCCAUACCUGACGUUUCUAUGGGAACCAAAUGCGUCAUCGAUGGAGUUAGGAAUCCAAAUAACAUUUGCAACCAGGGUUUCUGUGAACGAAAACCUCUCUGCGACGACGAAAGCAGCAGCAGCAAUGACUAAACUUAAUGCGACGACGAUAUCAGCGGAAGAUCAUGAUCCCGAUACUGAUGCUUCCAAAAACAUUUAUUACAACUUGAAG
Dreissena polymorpha is the source of this 472-nucleotide messenger RNA. RefSeq lists its product as uncharacterized. Bases 49 to 393 code for a protein of 114 amino acids. NCBI's taxonomy places the organism in Eukaryota, Metazoa, Mollusca, Bivalvia, Myida, Dreissenidae. The transcript has 3 exons. The record is from RefSeq and is a predicted model, not a curated record.